AGCCCAGGCUCCUCCCCCCGCCGCAGAUGCCUCUGGGAAGCCCCCCAGGCAGGAGCCGAGAAGCAGCGGGUGCUAAUUCUUCCGCUUUAAACUUGUCUGACCGGCCGUGUAUAUUUUUAUUUUAUUCUCCUUGAUGAUGAUGGCUCUUCUAUCCCGCUCUUCCUCCCGCAGCCCCGAGCGGGGUUCAGGGGCAUCUUUAUCCUCACAACAACCCUGCGAGGACUUCAAAACUCAAGUGGAUCAAGCUUGUAGAGCUGCUGAAGAAUUUACAAACAUUUACUAUGAAACCAUGGAUAAAAGAAGGCAGGUGUUGACCAAACUCUACCUGGACACAGCAACCCUAGUCUGGAAUGGGAAUGCCGUAUCCGGGUCCGAAGCACUUGCUAACUUUUUUGCAAUGUUGCCUUCUAGUGAGUUCCAGGUCAGCACAUGUGACUGUCAGCCUGUUCAUGAGCAAGCAACACUGAACAACACCACCGUCCUUGUUGUAGCAUGUGGGUCGGUGAAGUUUGACGGAAGCAAGCCACAAUACUUCUACCAGAACUUCUUGCUAACGGCACAAACCACGAACAACAAUACUGUGUGGAAGAUUGCAAGCGACUGCUUCCGCUUCCAGGAAUUGUCUAGUUAGUGGCGGCAGCAAGAGGUGGCGGAGACGUUCCCUCUGGCACCUCCAAGGUACUUGGCUUUCAGAAUAGUCGUGCUGUGGAUAUGGGAUACUGCCUCUCUCUCCCCCUCCGCUCUUUUGGAAGUGCUAUGGCUUGCCAGGAACUGUUGACUUCCUGCCAGAAAUCUAUAAAACACAUUUCAUAAUGGAAGAACUGCUGUGCCUUCAUGAUUUCAUUAAGGUCCGUUGGAAGGGAAAACUUUUCUUGGUGGUUUUUUAUCGACGACUGGCUUACGUGGCACUGGAAUAAUUCCCUGUAAAUAUCUUUUAUGCAGGAGGUUUUCUCACAGUAACAGUUUGAAUUUCAGGGAUUGGACAUUCUCUCUCCCUCAUAACUCAUGUCAGCACCAUUGGUCACAAUUUGUAUUUGCUUCUGUGUGGAAAUAAAAUUGCUGUAAUUGAUAGACAAGAUGUGAAUCUAAUUUCUGAAAUUUUGCCCUGGACUUUGAAGAUCCACUUGCUCCAAUAACUUCUUAGGAGAAAAGUGUGUUCGAAAUGAGCAUCUCUCUCUGCUGGUUGUGAGAGGACGGAAGGGAGAGCAGUUUCUUAUCCUUUCUGGACUGUCUUGCAAGUAAUGUGGGUACAGUUUUGGGAUGUGCAUGGACCGCUUGCUGCAGUUCAGUCCGAAUUAGGAGCGAACUGCAGGUCUGUGAGCCAGCUGGUUGAUUCGAACCAGUUCGAACUGGUUCGAGGCGGUUCGCAAUCAAACCGCUUGAACCAGCCCAGUUCACGGCAGACUGGUUCGAUCGCGAACUGAUUCUGCACAUCCCUAGUACAGUUACACUUUGAUAGGUGGUUAUUUAAUUUCCGUGCAGAUGAGGUAGCUUUAUGUGGUUUGAAUGUUUAGCUAUUCCAUUUAAAUUAUCUUUGAGGACUUUUGUUGUAAUAAGAAAAGGGGAGAGUCAGAUCUGGGGAAACUUCUUGUUGGUUAGAUUUUUAGGUCAGGGGUUUCUAAUUGGAACCCCUAACAUCUGGUACUAACCUCCUAAUAUCUGGUCCUCCAGAUGUUGCUGAACUAUAACUCCCAUCAUCCCCAGCUACAGUUGAUUGUGGCUGGGGAUUAUGGGAGUUGUAGUUCAUCAGCAUCUGGAGGACCACUGGUUGGGAACCCCUGGAUUUAGAUGAUAGAACCUUUUCUAUGCUGAAAAGCAGUAUGUUCUUGAGACAGUUUUGAUGUGACAGAAGCAGUAAGGAACACUCAUGCCCUGCCCUUCUGGUUUCCAUACUACUCCCUCUCAUCUGAAACACAACUUGCCAGUUCAGAGCAUAUCGGGUAGUGACAGUCCAGAAAGGAUAAGAAACUGCGCUCCCUUCCGUCCUCCCACAACCAACAGAGAGAGAGAUGCUCAUCCCCAACAUACUUUUCUCCUAAGAACUUACUGGAGCAAGUGGAUCUUCAAAGUCUUAAUGUAGUCAUCCCAGGAGAGGUUUCCAGCUGUAGCCUUUGAUCUAUUUGGAUUUGGUUUGUGGGUGGGGUAUAAAUACUCCUGUGUACUAAACUGGGAAAUCCAAAUAAACUACACGUCAAAUAGA
Messenger RNA from Hemicordylus capensis (graceful crag lizard), 2200 nucleotides. It is a transcript of the gene NXT2, whose product is annotated as nuclear transport factor 2 like export factor 2. The transcript has 4 exons. The record is from RefSeq and is a predicted model, not a curated record. Bases 134 to 631 code for a protein of 165 amino acids. Gene Ontology annotation, biological process: protein import into nucleus. Gene Ontology annotation, cellular component: nuclear pore central transport channel. Lineage: Eukaryota; Metazoa; Chordata; Lepidosauria; Squamata; Cordylidae.